GGCUAGAGUAAGACAAAGAGUGAAGUCCCGAAGAGAGGCUGUGACGAGAAAGAGUGUGAUCUCGGGGAACUGGUUUUGGACAGCUGAGGGUCACCUGAAACAGCAGCACAAUGUCGAUGACCGAAUCUGAGGAGAUGGAAGAAGAACAUGGCCCUUAUUUAGGGGAAUAUGAAGGUGAGCGGAAUGCAGAAAAUAAGCGGCACGGACACGGCAAAGCGAUCCUGCCCAACGGGGACACGUAUGAAGGAUUGUAUGAGAACGGCAAACGGCACGGGCUGGGAACAUACAGGUUUAAGAAUGGAUCACGUUAUGUGGGAGAUUAUUCUCAGAACAAAAAACACGGCCAGGGAACCUUCUAUUAUCCAGAUGGGUCUAAGUAUGAAGGAAGUUGGGCAAAUGAUCAACGGCAUGGAGAAGGCAGUUACUUCUAUCCAAACGGCGAUUCCUACAGUGGGGAAUGGCUUGCUCACCAAAGACACGGUGAGGGGACCUAUCUGUAUGUCAUUACAGGAUCUAAAUACGUUGGAAACUGGGUUCAUGGAAAACAAGUGGAGGCUGGAGAGCUCAUUCACCUCAAUCACCGAUACCAGGGCAGUUUUCUGAAUAACAACCCGACGGGUCCAGGAAAAUACAUCUUUGACUUUGGAUGUGAGCAACAUGGUGAAUAUAUUCAGAUAGAACAGGACAAAACUGAAGAAGAGGUAGAGGAGGAAGAAGCUGUAACUAUGACUGUCCUGAAGUGGAAGGCAGAGAAGAUCACAGGAUUGACCAAGUAUUCACCAUCAUUUAAGACUGAAAUGACAAAGGAGGCAGAAGAGAAAGCUGCAGAAGAGGCAAAGGCUGCUGAAGAGGCAAAGGCUGCUGAAGAGGCAAAGGCUGCUGAAGAGGCAAAGGCUGCCGCAGCAGAUGUGCCGGAUACCGAAGCUCCUGAGACAGAGGGUGCUGCCCUAGCCGCACCGGACCCUGACGGAGAUGCCUCCAGCAUUUUAGGCCAAUCCACGGCGGAUGCCGAUGGGGCAGAAUCAGCUGUGGCAGAUAUUGCCGAGUUGGAGGCUCCGGCAGCCGAACCCGCUGAGACUGAGGCUGGUGGGGAUAUUACCAACGAGCCACUCGCUGAGGAUGACAACCCUGCCACGGAGGAAGCUGGUGAUGCAGUUGCAGAAACUGCUCCUGGGGAAGGCUGAAGAACGGGGCUGUGAAGAGGAAAUGGCUUACUUGUGCAGUGUGAGCUUCAUGGACCAGGCCAGCUAAAUCAUUCACACACUAGCUGGUAACACUGAACAAUUCACAACAGUUUAAAAAUUCAUAGAAAUAGAUUUGACUGAUUGUACUGGAGGUGGUUUAACACGUGCGGUAGAGUGGAAUCAAUAUCCCGUCCAAGUUAAUUUUCUGAAAAAUAAAUGUUGGUUGUAAAGGU
This is a messenger RNA of Leucoraja erinaceus (little skate), 1417 nucleotides long. RefSeq names its product radial spoke head component 1 (gene rsph1). Gene Ontology annotation, biological process: spermatid development; axoneme assembly. Gene Ontology annotation, cellular component: nucleus; motile cilium. The transcript has 8 exons. The record is from RefSeq and is a predicted model, not a curated record. The coding region runs from base 111 to 1184 and encodes 357 amino acids. NCBI's taxonomy places the organism in Eukaryota, Metazoa, Chordata, Chondrichthyes, Rajiformes, Rajidae.